UGUCUUACUUCACCUUCUCCUUCUCCAUCAAAACCCUAAAUUCACAUCCCCAAUUCUCUCUGCAUAAUUUCUCCGAUUCCAUAAUGCCACCGACGCCGGCUCAACCACACCUCAACGGCGCCUACUAUGGCCCUUCUAUCCCUCCCAAAACCAAAUCCUACCACAGCCCUGGCCGCGGCAGCAGUUGCAACCCCUUAACUUGUUGUUGCAGCUGUAUCUGUGGUUGUAUAUUCAAUCUCAUCUGCCAAAUUCUCAUCACCAUCGCCGUCUUCCUCGCCAUCAUCGGCUUAAUCUUCUGGUUCAUCUUCCGCCCCAACGUCCCCAAAUUUCACGUCGCCGACGCCACUCUCACCCGAUUCACCCUCUCUCCGACGAACAACACUCUCUACUACAACCUCGCCGUCAACAUGACGUUCCGGAAUCCUAACCGCCGAUUGGGGAUCUACUACGACAAAAUCGAGGCUAACGCGUUGUACCACGGCCAGAGGUUUUCGACGGCGGAGGUUGACGGAUUCUUUUUAGGGCAUAAGAAGGAGAAUAAUUUGAGUGCGGUGUUUAAAGGAGAACAACUGGUGUUUCUCGGCGGUGGUGAAAAAUCGAAAUACGAUUCGGAGAAGGGCGAUGAUGUUUACAACAUCGAUUUGAAGCUGAGACUCAAGAUCCGAUUCAAAGUCUGGUGGGCGAAAACCCCUAAAUUUAAACCCAAAUUCGAAUGCGAUUUGAAGGUUCCAUUGACUACUAAAGGUAAGGUUUCAUCUGCGAAAUUUGAACGAACCAAGUGUGAUUUCGAUUGGUAGAGAAGAAGAUCAUGAUCUCGAUCGCAUUGAUGAUUCUUCCAUCGAUCUACUGAUUCUUGAUCUUUGUUUCUGAUUCUCACUCUGUUUCAUGCAAUUUUUUGGAGAUAUAUAUAUAUAUAUACAGUGAUGAAUCUAAAUUCUGAUUAAUGGGUAUUGUUUGUUAUCGUUUUUGGAUUUGGAUCU
Molecule: messenger RNA, 980 nt
Organism: Cynara cardunculus var. scolymus (artichoke)
Lineage: Eukaryota; Viridiplantae; Streptophyta; Magnoliopsida; Asterales; Asteraceae
Product: NDR1/HIN1-like protein 3
Exons: 1
Coding region: 84-797 (237 amino acids)
Biological process (GO): defense response to other organism
Source: RefSeq, a predicted model, not a curated record